Molecule: messenger RNA, 2931 nt
Organism: Pseudocercospora fijiensis CIRAD86
Lineage: Eukaryota; Fungi; Ascomycota; Dothideomycetes; Mycosphaerellales; Mycosphaerellaceae
Exons: 4
Biological process (GO): nucleoside metabolic process
Molecular function (GO): ADP binding; protein binding; catalytic activity
Source: RefSeq, a predicted model, not a curated record
GACUAUACAGUGGGAUGGAUAUGCGCUCUGCCAGUGCCGGAAUGGCAGGCGUCAAGAUUGCUGCUCGAUGAAGAGUUCGAGGAAGGUCCGGUUCUGCCGAAUGCUACAUACCAGUACGUCUAUGGCAGAAUCCACGGGCACGGUGUCGUGAUGGGCUGUUUGCCGGAUUCACAAAUGGGGAUGACUUCUGCUGCGCAUGUCGCGAACGAGAUGCGACUGCUCUUUACGAACCUCCGCUUCGCUCUUCUCGUCGGAGUGGGAGGUGGAGUUUGGAGUGAAGAGCAUGAUGUUCGACUUGGGGACGUUGUGAUUAGUCGUCCUGAUUCGGUCAAACGCACGGGCGGUGUUAUCCAGUAUGACUUUGGCAAGGCGAUACAAGACGAAGAGUUCCAAGAGACUGGCAGUCUAAAUCUCCCUCCUCAAGCUCUAAUGUCUGCAGUAGGCAAAGUAAAGUCUGCAUUACCGACUCGAUCCAAAUUUGGCGAGUAUCUCAGGACAUUUGAGAAUUUUAAGGGUGAACUUCCUGAGUACGCCGGCAUGCCAGACGCCCCUGAUAGGCUCUUCAAACCACACUACAAACACCCUGAAAAAGCUCCGACAUGCAAGGACUGCGAUGCGGAACAAGAGAUCGAUCGAACACUUCGGCCAGCAAGAAGGAGCAAGAUACAUUACGGAACAAUUGCUUCAGGAAAUCAAGUCAUGAAGGAUGCGAACCAACGCGAUCGCAUAGCUGAGAAGCACGACAUUGUUUGCUUCGAGAUGGAAGCCGCCGGGUUGAUCAACUACUUUCCAUGCCUGGUCAUUCGUGGCAUUUGCGACUACUGCGACUCUCACAAGAACAAGAGAUGGCAACCCUACGCUGCCGCGGCUGCAGCAGCGUACGCGAAAGAACUUUUACGAAACCCGACGGUCAGUAACCAGUGCAAAAGUGUACCAUCGUCAGCGCCUCGGGAAAUCCUGAACACCUUGCCAUAUGACCGUGACGAUGACUUUGUCGGGCGAGAGACCGAGAUCGCUGACAUUGUCUCACGCCUGUUCGUUCCCGAGAGACAUACUCGCCUAGCACUCAUAGGCCUUGGCGGAAUCGGAAAAUCACAAAUUGCCAUCGAAUAUGCGUAUCGCCUGAAAGACCAACGCUCAGAUGUUCACAUUUUUUGGAUCCGCACGAGCACAUACCAGGGGUUUGAAAGCGAUUACAGCGCUCUUGCAUCGCAGUUGCAAAUCCGAGGCGCGGACGAUCCUAAAGCCAACAAAAUGCAGCUUGUGGCGAAUUGGCUGGAUAGUGCGGCCAGUGGACAGUGGCUGCUGAUUUUAGACAACGCUGACGAUGAGCGUAUCCUGGUGGCCCAUACAAGCACAUCAUCUGAUACAAUCGCGCCAUACAUCCCACAGAAGAUUGGCUGUGCAGUACUAAUUACCUCCCGAGUCUUCCAAGCCGGCAUGACGCUGGUCGGCGACAAUGAUAAACACAUCCUGAACGUAGAAGCAUUGUCGACUGACGAUGCUGCUCAGUUGAUACUUCAGAAGAAUCCGCAUGGUCGAGCCUGCACGUUCGAGUCCGCUUGCCGACUGGCCGAGGAGCUGGACUGUAUUCCGCUGGCAAUCAUACAAGCAAUGGCGUACAUCAGUCGUCGACAGCUGUCCAAUUUUCGGCGCACACUUAAUGAAUUGCCUAAUCCCGUUUUUCAAACUUGGGCUGUCUCACUACAUCAGAUUAUUGCAGAUCGACCAUCUGCAGCAGAGCUCCUGUAUACUCUGUGCUGGCUGGACAAAGACGGCAUACCCCUCUGGAUCCUAGGCCCGCAAGAUUCUGGCUGGGAGGACGACAUCGAGAUUCUGACUGGGUUUUCCAUACUAUCUCUCGAUGCUAGCAAAGAGACAGUGCACAUGCACAGACUUGUACAAAUUGCAUUGAGAUCGUGGGCGGGCAGGGAGCCUCGUCAAGGUCGUUCAGACUGGUGGCUUCUUGAAGCUCUUCACUUACUUCAAAGAACAUAUCCGCGUGACAGCUCGGAAUAUGAGAAUUGGGCCACAUGUCAGUUUCUAGAUGCUCAUGUGGCAGCUGUUCUGAUACAGAGCUUGCGAGAGAUGCCUACAGCAUCGCGACGGCACCUAGCAAGCCUUAUGCAUCGACUUGCCUCUUAUCGAAACAUCAAUGGGCGUCACGAGGAGGCGAUUGAGCUUCAAGAAUUUGUCGUCAAUGAAAUAAUUCAUCUCUAUGGCAGUGAAAAAGGAGGCACCAUGAUAGCUGUUCACAAUCUCAUCAGAUAUUAUUUUGAAGAAGGUAGACUACAGGAAGCGCUGGAUCUGGGCACCGAUACCUUGGAACGUAGCACCGCCGUCUUGGGGGCUGAGCAUGCAAACACAAUGACGAUCAAGAGAAUGCUUUCGAGAGUGCACAGAAGAUUUGGUCACUUCAACAAAGCUGCAGACUUCGUCGACGAUGUACUGAGAGUAUCGCGGAGAGAUCUGGGAGCAAAUCACAUUGUCACGCUGAAUGCUAUGACUAACAAGAUGUUUUGUCUGCAAGACAUGGGGAAGCUCGAGGAUGCGAGAGCCAUCGGUGUCGACAUUCUGAAAAGGCUCCGUGUGGUUCAGGGUACCAAUUAUCUUGAAAAACUGUUCGCAACGAUGAAUCUUGCUGACAUACUGAGUGUGCUGGGCCGCGGACUCCAAGCAGAAAUUUUAAUGAUGAAUUGCGCACUCAACAUUUCUCGAAUGCUGGACUACAGCCAUAAGUCCCUUCUCUAUGGGUUUUAUACUUUGGCUAUUUCUUUGUCACGUCAAAGACGAUAUUCUGAGCAUGAUCUGCUUUCAUGGGUUACUCUAUCUGCUCAGCAGAGCGUCCUUAGUCAAAAUCAUAACGAUCUUCUGGUGGCUCGGUCCAACGUUGCUCAGAUCUUGGAACGGAAAGGUCAGACGAACGCAGCU